This is a messenger RNA of Oppiella nova, 1777 nucleotides long. The record is from the annotation of a GenBank genome assembly. NCBI's taxonomy places the organism in Eukaryota, Metazoa, Arthropoda, Arachnida, Sarcoptiformes, Oppiidae.
AUUUUAUCAAUUUUUAUAUAGAUACACAAUAAUUUUAAUUUUUUAAUAGUCUUUAAAUUUAACUAAACAAUAAUAUUACUAAACUAUAUUAUUAUUGUUACGUUAAUUGUGUACUAGCUAGUAGUAGUGUGUUUACAACCACCUUUAAUAAAGUGUGUGAUAAUAAACCUAAUUUACAUUGUUAAUGUUGUAUUGAUAAAAUUAUUAAAAAUAAAAUAAUAAUAUAAUUAUGUCCGACUCAAAUAAUGACCCAGGUUCAGAUAAUGACUAUGAAAUUGAUCCUGAACAAAAGGCAGAGGCUUUAUUUUGUCUGGAUAGAUUAGAAAGUAUAUUAGCUAACACUAAAGAGAAACGUGAUCUUAAGGAGGCUAUAGCGAGAAGUUUGCUUGAUCAAUCUAAUGAUGACUCAGGGAUCACCACCGGGGACAUUUCAUUUAAUAGUGAACAUGGUAAUCAAAUACCACAAACAACACCUAUUGCCAAUGAUGAUCAGCAAGAUCAAGUUCCUAGCACUUCAAUAGAUGAUACAUUGAAUCAAGAAUUUGUUAUUAUUGAAAAUACUCAAGGUGUGCCUGAUGAAAAUGAUGAACAUGAUGAUUUUUCAAGUUUCAUUAAUAGAACAUUGGAUACUGAAUUAGAGACUAAAUUGCAAAUCAAUGCACCACAAGCUAACCAACAAACAAUUGAGCAGGAUGAAUUCACUGGAAUAUUCAAUCAACAGUUUUACAACAGCAUACGGAGAACUAAAACUAAGCAACGUGCAAGAAUCCCAUUUGAAUAUUCUGAAAAUAUUCAAGCUCAACCACAUAUACAUGAACCUGAUCCAUUUAAGCGAGUAAUAGAGCAAAUGACAGUAGGCCAUGAAAGGUCUGAAAAUAUGAGUGCAAGACCAAAUUUUAUCGAGGACGUUUCCACAAAUUCUGAAAAUGGACUGGAUACUUGUGUGAAAUGCGAGCGCACUGUUGAACUCUACCCGGAUAUCGGAUUUGCCUACUGUUCCCCAUGUGAUUACGCUUUCUGUACGAGUUGUGGGAACGCCUAUCACGGGGGACAGGACUGCCACCGGACUACCAGCCCCGCACUUAACACGCACCCAAUUGUUAGGGAAAUGGAGGCUAGACUUGAAAACGUAAGCUCACAGCGAAGGAUACGAGAGGAAAGGGCGGUUCGGGAACGGGAGAUAUUAGAGAUGGAACGACAUGAACGGGUGGCACGGGAACGGGAGAGAGUGGAAAGGGAUCUUAUCGAUAAAGAACGGGCUAUAAGGGAACAGGAGAGACGGGAAAGAGAUCGCCUGGAAAGGGAACGACAGGAAAGGGAGGUUAGGGAACAGGAGAGAGCAGAAAGGGAUCGUAUUGAAAAAGAUCGGAUCGAUAGGGAACGGGCCAUAAGGGAAGAGGAGAUACGGGAAAGGGAUCGACUGGAAAGGGAACGUCAGCUAAUGGAAAAUGAGAGAUUGGAAAGAGAGAGACGGGAACGGGAGGCCCGGGAGUUGGAAAGUAAAAGGAGACGGGAACAAAGGAGAAAGGACGAUAAGGCCUCUGAACAGCUGAUUAAGAAUUCCUGUAAAAAAUGUCCUGGGUGCAGUAAUUAUAUCGAGUCGUCGCUAAACACAUGGAUCACUUCGAGUCUCAUUCAUAUUAUAUUAAUCAGGCACAUCUGUGAUGGUAACCCGGCCAUCGAGCCAUACAUUGAUAACAAAACUCGUGAUUACACCUUGAACACAUCAUACGGUUGCAGCCCAUGCUUCUCUAUAGUGAAUAAUAGAUAUAAAUAA